GGGAUUUCCUGUGUAACACUGUGAUUCUGUAAACUGGUGUUCACUGCAGAGCGCAGCGGUCGCACCAACCAGUUAAUACAAACCGGUCGGGUGUUUCUUUAUAAACUAACAACAAAACAGACCGUUAGGGAGAGUUGUACAGCGCUGAAUAACUAUCUAUAUGAUAUUUCCUAAUAUCUUAUCGCACAGUGGUGAAACGUUCAAAGGUCGGGGACUCGGGACAGGUUGUUAGGUUCAAGUUUAAACCAAACGGCAUGAUCAUGUUGUAUUUGCACAGAAACUGCGCGGUGCGCGAGACGCAGACGGGACUCUAUACUAAAACAAAACAGAAGCGAAGUUCUUGAGGGUUUCCGGAGAAGGCGGAGAUUUUGUACAGUAAUUCUUCAAAACAGUUUGGGCAGAGUUUAAAUUGAGACUCGUAAUGUGCGAAAAGACAAUGCAGUACGACUACGGCAGCAAUAAAGAGGAACAGCCCUGCCCCACGAAAGCACGAGUCAAUGGGUGCAUCCCCGAGUGGCUGAAAGGAACACUUGUGCGCAUUGGGCCCGGCAUGUUCACUGUUGGGGACACCGCUUACAACCACUGGUUCGAUGGAAUGGCCCUGAUGCACAGCUUUGCCUUCAGAGGUGGGGAUGUUAUGUACAGAAGCCGAUAUCUGCGUGGAGACACUUAUACUGCAAACAUGGAGGCCAACAGAAUAGUUGUGUCUGAGAUGGGAACUAUGGCGUACCCAGAUCCAAGCAAAAACAUCUUCUCUAAGGCAAUCACCUUUCUGUCCCACACCAUCCCAGACUUCACAGACAACUGUGGGAACAAUAUCAUUAGAUAUGGUGAGGACUAUUAUGCCACAUCAGAAACCAACUACAUACGUAAAAUAGAUCCAGAGACGCUGGAAACACAAGACAAGGUGGACUACCAGAAAUACCUAGCAGUAAAUUUGGUGACAUCACACCCACAUUAUGACAAGGAAGGAAACAGCUACAACAUUGGGACCAAAAUAGCAGAGAAGGGCAAGACAAAAUAUACUAUAUUCAAAGUUCCACCCAUUGCAAAGGAUGUCCCCAAGGGCACGCCUGCCCUGAAGAACCUGGAGGUGUUGUGUUCAGUGCCCUGCCGCUCACUCCUGACCCCCAGCUAUUACCACAGCUUCGGUAUGACGGACAACUACAUCAUCUUUAUUGAACAGCCUUUAAAACUGGACAUCCUGAAGAUGGCCACCGCAUACAUGAGGCACACAAACUGGGCGAGCUGUCUUAAGUACAACCCUGAAGAUGAUACCCUGAUUCACCUGAUAGACAGAAAGACCCAAAAGCCAGUGGAGACAAGAUACUACACAGAUGCCAUGGUGGUCUACCAUCACGUUAAUGCGUUUGAGGAGGAUGGCCACAUCGUGUUUGAUAUCAUUGCAUAUGACGACAACAGCCUGUAUGACUUGUUCUACCUGAACAGCCUUCGACAGGAAAUAAAUGAGUCUGGCUCUUCAAAAAAAUCCAUUCCCAUACCAAAAUACAAGAGAUUUGUCCUUCCAUUGCAGAUUGACAAGGCUUCAGUUGGAGAAGAUCUGGUUAAAUUAAAGUAUACAACAGCCACUGCUGUGAAGGAAAAAGAAAAGCUGCUUCUCUGCCAACCAGAAAUUCUCUGUGAAGGACUGGACCUUCCCAGAAUUAACUACAACUUCAAUGGCAAGAAACAAAAAUAUGUCUAUUUGACUUGCUCUGAGAAGCCACCAGUACCUACCAAGGUCACAAAAUUUGACACUGAAACAAAGAAGAUGGUACACUGGGAAGAACAGGGAUGCUGGCCUAGUGAACCAGUCUUUGUUGCCAAUCCUAAUGCAACAGAGGAAGAUGAUGGUGUGGUUUUAGCAACAGUCAUCAGUAUGGAUUCACAGAAGUCGGACUUCCUGCUAGUGCUGGAGGCAAAAACGUUUACGGAGAUUGCACGAGCUUCUGUUAAUGCACAGCUUCACAUGGACAUGCAUGGAUAUUUCAUCUUUCAAGACAGAGUACAAGUUUGAAGCUUACAAUGGAUGUAAAUCUGCAGUCAUAAGAAAAUCAUACUUUACAUCCUGAUGAAAGCUGAUUUUAUUAUAUGCAUCUUCAGAAACACAUCCUUUAAAAAGACUAAUCUAACCACACUGCAAUGUGUAGUAUGUGGAGAAAUGUUUACAACAUAAAAUUCGUUAGAAUGCAAGUAUUUGCUGAUGAUUACUGCAUUUAUUAGAGAUUUUUGCCAUUUGGUAAUGAAGGUG
Molecule: messenger RNA, 2251 nt
Organism: Scleropages formosus (Asian bonytongue)
Lineage: Eukaryota; Metazoa; Chordata; Actinopteri; Osteoglossiformes; Osteoglossidae
Gene: bco1
Product: beta-carotene oxygenase 1
Exons: 11
Coding region: 422-2017 (531 amino acids)
Biological process (GO): carotene catabolic process; retinal metabolic process
Molecular function (GO): beta-carotene 15,15'-dioxygenase activity; carotenoid dioxygenase activity
Source: RefSeq, a predicted model, not a curated record